AUGGAGAAUGGGCUAACCGAUCAUGGUUUUGGAAAGGAAGAAAAUUAUGAUCGAAAAGCAGAACUCCAAGCUUUUGAUGACACUAAAGCAGGGGUCAAAGGACUAGCAGAUUCUGGAAUAACAAAAAUUCCCAGGAUAUUCAUUCAUCAAGCAGGUAACUUUCUGAAGCAAUCCAAAUCCAAGGAAUCAUUGCAAUAUGAGUUUCCAGUGAUUGAUCUUGAUGGGAUCAGAAAAGGGCCAAUCACGCGUAAGGAGGUAGUGGAAAAAGCCCGGGAAGCAUCCGAAAAGUGGGGAUUUUUCCAUGUGGUUAAUCAUGGAAUUCCUGUUGGUGUUUUGGAAGAAAUGAUAGCUGGAGUUCAUAGAUUCUUUGAUCAAGAUUUUGAGGUUAGGCAAGAAUGGUACACAAGAGAUGCAACUAAAAGGGUUGUUCACAACUCCAAUUUUGAUCUGUUUAGUUCACCAGCUGCUAAUUGGAGAGAUACAGUUUUUUGUAUUAUGGCUCCAAAUCCUCCAAAUCCAGAGGAAUUGCCCCCAGUUUGCAGAGAUAUUCUGAUAAAAUGCUCACAAGAGGUAGCAAAACUGGGAUCAACUUUGUUUGAAAUUCUAUCAGAAGCUCUAGGGCUGAAUCCGAACUACCUUAAUAACAUUGGUUGCAAUGAGGGGCUGGCUGUUAUAUGCAAUUAUUAUCCUCCAUGCCCUCAGCCAGACCUGACAUUAGGCACCACAAACCAUACCGACGGCGACUUUCUUACCGUGCUUGUACAAGAUCACAUUGGAGGACUUGAAGUUUUGCAUGAGAAUCAAUGGGUUGCAGUUCCACCACUUCCUGGAGCUUUAGUAAUAAACAUAGGAGAUCUUCUCCAGCUUAUAUCAAAUGAUAAGUUUAUCAGUGUAGAGCAUAGAGUAUUGGCUAAUGAUGUUAGUACAAGAGUAUCAGUGGCAAGCUUCUUCAGAAACUUUGACGUAUCGCCAUCUGCAAAGGUAUAUGGUCCGAUUCCAGAUCUUCUGAGUGAUGAAAAUCCGGCGAAAUAUAGGGCAAUAACUGUGAAAGAAUAUGUAACCUUCUUCAACAACAAAGGGCUUGAUGGAACUUCAGCUUUGACACACUUCAGGCUUCAAUGA
Oldenlandia corymbosa var. corymbosa is the source of this 1122-nucleotide messenger RNA. The record is from the annotation of a GenBank genome assembly. Lineage: Eukaryota; Viridiplantae; Streptophyta; Magnoliopsida; Gentianales; Rubiaceae.